Panonychus citri (citrus red mite) is the source of this 3233-nucleotide messenger RNA. RefSeq names its product regulation of nuclear pre-mRNA domain-containing protein 2-like. Gene Ontology annotation, biological process: mRNA 3'-end processing. NCBI's taxonomy places the organism in Eukaryota, Metazoa, Arthropoda, Arachnida, Trombidiformes, Tetranychidae. The transcript is spliced from 4 exons. Gene Ontology annotation, cellular component: RNA polymerase II, holoenzyme. The record is from RefSeq and is a predicted model, not a curated record. The coding region runs from base 436 to 2418 and encodes 660 amino acids. Gene Ontology annotation, molecular function: RNA polymerase II complex binding.
AUAUUAACGGAGAGUUGUAAUAGUAGAAUUAUUGUUAAAUUGUUCAAUGAUAAUUUGGAGAAAUUAACUUUUGGUUGAUUUAAUUAAGGAAAGAAAAGGUUGGUCAUUACCGAAUUCACUUUAUCAACGGUCCCCAAGAACUUCAAUCAUCUGUUUUUUUUCAUUUUCUUUAACAAUUUCAUUCGGUGUGUUUUACUUUCUUUAUUUAUAUUUAAAUGAUUAACUUUCCAUUCUAGUGAUUUAACGAUAAUUUGAAACACUUAUUGAACUAUUGUUGUGAUUCUCUGGGUAUUCAGUGAUUUGUUCAUUCGGUUAUUUUGGUUCGGUGUUUCCAUUUUCACUCGUGUGGUUCACACCAGUUCUGUUUUUGUUUGGUUUUUUGGUUUUGUUUUUUGUUUUAUUCUUAAUUUUUGUUGAUUCCACAGCAAUUGGGAAAUGAACCUCAAUGAAACAUCACUGGAAAAGAAGCUUAAUUCAUGUGUAAAUACACAGGACAGUAUUCAAUCGUUAUCAUUAUGGGUACUUCAUCACAAAAGUCACCACAAACGGAUUGUCCAACUAUGGAUGAAAGCAUUAGAAAAAGGCAAAAUAUCUCACCGAUUGACACUAUUCUAUUUAGCCAAUGAUGUUGUCCAACAUGCAAAGAAGAAAAAUAUACCUGGUUAUUUGGGAGAUUUUGAGGAGAUCCUUCGAGAUGCUAUCCAAUUAGUCCGAGAUGAUAAAAUAAGACCUAAUAUAAACCGUGUUCUCAAUAUUUGGCAGGAGAGGAACAUUUAUCCAAUUGAAUUUGUUGAUGAACUUCGUACAUUAUUAACUGGAUCAUCUGUUAAAGUAUCUUCUGCAUCCAAGAUUGUCGCAGAAUUUAAAUUAUCUCAACUGGUUGAGAAGAUUAAGCGAGCGCGAAAGAUUGAAGCAGCUCGUCAACAGAAAGUUGAAGCAGUUAAUUCAUCUCGAAUUGAUGCUCUCAGUAAAGAAGUUCUUAAUAAUCUGAAAGAUAAAAGUCAUGGGGAACAAUAUAGUAAAGAUUUUGACGAUGCAACUAAAUUAAUGGAAUCCUUAGUGUCAACCUUAGAGAAAGAAAUUGCAAUUCGAAAUGAUCUCAUUGAAUAUCUUGAGAAAAGUGAAAUUUUCUAUGAAACUCAAAAAGGUGAAGCUAAAAUAGUCGCCAGUGCGUACAAAAAUUUCGCCCAAAGGGUGAAAAGUGUUAAAAAAAAGUUAUCCGAAUCAAAAACAUCAUUACCCUCUCCAUUACCCUCACCCUGUGCUGAUGCACCCUCACCAACCAAUUCAGACGACGGUCCUCAAUUACCCGCUAUCGAGGGGACCAAUGGUCAGCCCAUAAGUAGUUUGGACAAGAGGUUAUCUAAUCUUAUGCAAGGAAUGCCCCUGGUAUCAAAUAGAUCAGCUGUUCAACCAAUUGAGCCUUCAUAUGCCCAUCCAGCCCCUGUUACUUUACCUCCAGCACUUCAAGCAGCAAUUGGUAUUAAUCCAGCUCUUGCUUCAUCACUUGAUUGGACUGUGCUGGGAUCAUCUCAACCUCCUCAUCUUCAGUCGACUCUCGUGUCAACAUUACAACCACCACCACCUCCGCCUCCACCUCCACCGAUUCCUCCGAUACCUAAUCUUGGCGAUUCACUUGUUUGUGGAAUUCAACAACCUCCGCCACCACCGCCGCCUCCUCCACCUCCGCCAAUUCCUAGUGUUGGAGCUGCCAUAAUGUCCCAGGAUUUAUAUCCAACAUAUGAUUAUGAUUAUUACUCACACCUUAAUCAAUCAGUCGUAGCUACCAUGGCCCCGAAUGACCUUUAUAAAGUUGAACAAAGUGAAACAGUACAACCCAUUCAAGCAGUUGUCUCUUCAAGAACGGACUCUGAGCUUACAGGGGCUGAACCUUAUAAACCAAUUGUCCCUGUACAAACAGUCCAAUAUGAAGGUUAUCUUACCUCUGGUCAACAAGCUCAUGAAAAUUUUGAACCAUCUGAUAUGGAAUUGGGUAAUUCUGAUGAUGAAGAGCCAGUUUCACGUUUACAAAGUCAACGUUUUUUGAAAGUCAUUGAAACUCAAAACUCUGAGGGUAUUGUUGGUGAAGAUCACCUUUAUUCAGGUUCAUCAAUGGGUCAACUGGGUGGACCUGAGAGUCUUAAUCAAAUUGCAAACAGUUCAUCGUUAUCACCAGUAUCACCUCAUAAACAAUAUGGUCCUCGACAGCAAGGUAACAAUCGAUCACGACUUACACCACCAUCACGUCACCAUCAUUCAUCAAGAGAUGCUCGUAAUAUGGAACCACGUUGGAUGAGUCCAGUAAGACCUAAUUCGCAAUACCCUGGACAUCCACCAAACUCAUAUCAUACCGGUCCAGGUAGAAAUUGGAAAACACCUCAACAUGGUUCCCGUGGAUCUUUCAAUCGACGCUAUUAGAUGGAAAUAAAAGAUAAAAGUAUAUAUAUAUAUAAAUAUAUCGAAGAAAAAUUUUGUCAAAUCGUAUUCAUCUUUAAUUAUCUACUGGACAUAAAGGAUAAAACAAAAACUAAUUUGGAACGAAGUGAGAAAACAAAUCAUUCUUGUCAUCACCAUCCCUCUAAUUGAUUGAGAUAAAAAAGACUUUCCACUCAAAGCGACUCAUCUUUGGUUCACUCAUUCAAGCCAAUCAUCAUAAUUAUCAUCCAAAAAUCAUCUAUAAAUACACAUUCAAUUUGAAUCAUAUGUUGAGUUGCUUUGCAAACUCUUUCAACUUGGUUCAUGAUUUUACCAUUUGUAUUCCUUUCCUUUUUAGCUCGUAGAAAACUUUGCUCAGAAAAUCUUUUUUUCGAAAGCUCUCGGAAAGAGCAUACAAAUCACUUACACACCUUUACUAUCAUCAACUUUGUCACUUCUUCCUCUCUCUCUCUCUCUCUCUCUCUCUUUCUUUUUCUUUCUUCCUUUGUUCUCUAUAAUCUAUUCAAGAAAAAAGUUCUGAAAUCUGAAUAGUUGAAGCAAAAUGGGCUCGGACCAACUUUAAAUUGUUGUACAAAAAUUUUCAUUAACAAACAAAAUGAAAAAUUGUUAUUUUCAUUUUAAACGAUAUUGCAUCUUCCCCUUUCAUCCUCAUCAUCUUCAUUUCUCUCUCUCUCUCUCUAGUAUUCUACUUUUUUUUUGUUUCCUUUCUCCUCUUUCCGUCUCUUCCUAUUAUCUUACUCUCCCCAUGCAAUACAAACCCAUGAGUGUGUACAAAUAAAUUAAUAUUGAAGCCUGAA